ACAUGGAGCUUUCCGGAGACAGCACGGAGAGAGGCAGGAACAUGUGGCUGUGCCCAGGUCUGCUCUUUCUCUGCUUCCAAGGCUGUUUAUCUCUGACUGGUCCUGGCUCUGUGUCCGGCUAUGAAGGAGGCUCUCUUCAUGUGCAGUGUCAAUAUGGACAAUCAUAUAAGGACCAUAGCAAAUACUGGUGCCAAGGACAGUAUGACACAACAUGUAAAACUCUCAUAGAACUCAAUGGAAAUGAGAAAGAAAAGAAGGAUGGCCGAGUGUCCAUCAGAGACCAUGCUGAGAAUUUCACCAUGACAGUGACCAUGGAGAACCUCAGCGAAGAUGAUGCUGGAUCUUACUGGUGCAAGAUUCAGACUUACUUUAUCUGGGAUUUGUGGUCACGUGACCCAUCAGUCCUUGUAAAGGUCCAUGUUUUCCCAGCCACAACUCCCAUGGAGACCACAGUUCCAGCCACAACCCCCACCCUCCCACUAGUGAAUAUUGAAAAGAACCUGAGGAUUAGCACCAGUGAUGUGUUCGUCUUCCAACUAUGGUCCCUGCUCAGCAGCAUCCACUUCCAGGUCCUGGUCUUCCUGAAGCUUCCCCUGCUUCUGAGCAUGCUCUGUGCUGUCUUCUGGGUGAACAGGCUUCAGGAGAUUUCUGGGAGUUAUGAAGAGUGAUCUGCCCAAGAGCUGUGAAGUGAAGCACCCUGGAACUCAACGCUGCAGACUGGAUGAGAGAGAUACUGGACUCUGGAUUGACUCUGCCUGGAGGCAGCAGUGCCUGGAUCCUGAACUUCACUUUCCAUGUCUCAAAGGAGGACCUUGAUUAUCUGAGUGUUGGAUACCAGACUCCUGUGGAGUCCUCAGCAUAGUAGAGGGAACAAGGCCAGGAAAAAUGGUGCCAUUAAUCUCAGCACCAGAAAGGCAGAGGCAGGUGAAGCUCUGGGAGCCUGAGGCCAGCCUGGUCUACACAGUGAGUCCCUGGACAGCCCAGCCCGGGCUACAUAACGAGACUCUGUAUCAAACCCCCCCCCCACCAAGGAGGAACAAGGCUCUCCUGGGCCCUAUGUUGGAGAUAUGCCUUCCCUCCUCCAGAAUUCUUGGAUUCUGCUCUCAUGUCAGCUGGAAAGGCUAAGAGUCCUCUAGAGGUUUCUUGAACACAAGUUUAGCCUCUUGAUCUUCUUCAUGACAUAAAAACAUCUCAGGUCAUUGCCAUCAUCAAUGACAACAAUCACCUUCUUCCUACAGAGAAGAGGUCCCUGAGGGACAUGUCCCUCACAGACCUGGCUCACAUGCCAUGCCCCCUCUUCUAGAACAAUCCCAGAGGAUUUGGCUUCUGGAAGGGCAUUCUUACUGUCCACUGUCCCAAACACACAGUAUUCUUUGACCUCAACUGAUCCUUUUAGCUCACCAUGAUCUUGCAGCCCCCUCACAUCCCCAGUGACCGGAAAGCAUGUAUCAGAGUUCAGCACAUGCUUACGUGGGCUGAAAAUAGCCCAUCGGCUUGAAAGUGAAGUUCUGUGGUUCUUCAGGGCAGCAGUGGAGCAAGAGGUGGUGGGUGCCCUAAUAUCAGUCAAUGCAUAGUGUUAACUGGGGGUUCUUCUUUGUUCACUUUAGAAACUGGCUGAGAUAACCCAGGGAAAGACAGAUAUUCAAAGAUGGGUGCAGGGCAGGUGAGGAGAUGUCAGAUUUGCACGUCCACUGGGCGUCCUCAGCUCAGAAAAAGGCUGAUUUGUUGAACAUGUGCCGAUUUCCACACCACGGUUCUUUGCAGGGAGGACUCAUCACGGUCUCCAUUCAUCCAGGCAGUCAGAUCACACUUCUUUCUCCUCCCUCAGCUUCAAGCCUGCCUUGACCUAGUGGUGCCUGUCUCCUGAGAGAGGGCAUAUUUAUAGGGGCAACAUAACUGAAUGUAAAGACUCUGGGAAUAUCUAUCGCAAUGACAGUUGUCCGUGGAAGCUCCAUCCACUGGCAGAGCCCCCCACCAGCAUAGUUUACCAGGGUGAGGCAUGUCUGUCAGUCCAGCAUAGCAAAGUUUUUCUUCUAAUAGUUCAGACGGAGUGUGUGGGUUCAGCAUCAGCUCUUGCUUAUGUUUUCCUUUUGAACACUGGAUAGACUUGAGCACACCAAGAUACUGGAUGUAAGCUAGAAGAUUUUACCCAGCCAGUUACAAAUCAUCUUCAAGAAAGAGUCAGGGAAUGGAAGGUCUAAGCCUGUGAGAUGGGAAUGACAGGGUGUUGCUGGUGGGUGUGGGAAAGAGAGGGGUAGGCUUGGAUGAUGCGGAGCCUAGUUUUCUGGUGUGAUUGCAUUACCAGACAGAGCAGGUACUAGGAGUCUAGAGGUGUGGGCUCGCAGAACGUUGAGAGAAGUGAAACAGGGAAAUUGACUGGCUCUCAUAGGUAGGUGAGAGUACCAGCAGCGCUCAGGAACAAGGACAGAGCUCCGAAGGUGAGGUGGGGCUACGGAAGUAGACAUUCAGGACCAAGGACAAAGACUGAAAUGGCUCUUUAGCCCCCCAAACCACGACUCUCUUCCAGGUGGGAAGUGAUGACAAGCACAACAUUGCAAACUGCACAACAGCCGUUACUCAGUUCUCAGCAGUUUUCACAUGCGUUCACUUAACAUGCGUGUUUAAAUACGUGGCGUUGUCCCACACUCAUCCAUGCAAUGACCAUCACAAUCGGCAUAGAGAAAGGCUCCACCACCACAAAACCUCCUUCAUGGCAGUCCACCCCAUUACUUCCCGCCAGAGACCAGUAAUCUGCCUCCAACUCUGGCUUCAUCACUUUGAGAAUGGUCUAGAGAUGGAAGCAUUUCAGUGUCAUAUCUGAGAUCCUCUUUUCCUCCCUUGUUAAGCACAGUGUCUCUGGAAUCCAUACAAGCAGACAUCAUACUUGGAAAUCAUUCAUUCCUCUUUAUUACAGAUAAUUGUUCUAGUGUAUAAAUUCACUACAGUUUGUUUAACUACCUGUUCACUGCAGUAUUUGGAUCCUUUCCAUUACAAGUAAAACCGUUAUCCACUUUACACAAAAUUUUAAUAUGACUAUGCAUUCUUAUUUCCCAGGAUGUAUGCUUGUACAGCUACUAAGUUUCAUAGUGACUGUAUGUUCAGUUCUCUAAGAAACAACCCAACUCUUUCCACAUUGUUUUCUUAUUUUUCCAGCAGCAAGGGACGAAACACCCACUUUUCCUCACUGUUAUCAUUAUUUCUUUAACAGAAUUUGCACUUAUUUUAUGCCUAUGAGCGAUUUGCCUGCAUAUGUGUCUUUGUGCCACACGCAUGCAUGCCUGGUGCCUCGGAGGGCGCAUUAGAUUCCCUGGAGCUGGAGUUGUGGAUGGUUGGGAACCUCCAUGUGGGUGUUGGCAACCAAAUCUGGACCCUUGGCAAGAGCAGCCAGCACUCUUAGCUACCGAGCCAUCUCUCCUGCCCUCGUUAUUUUUCAUUCCAGGUGUUCUAACAGGCACAUGGUUUUCAGUUUCCCAAGUGACUGAUGCUACUGAAAAUACUUUCGGCAUGUUUCAUUUCCACCCACACAUCACAUUUGAUGAUGUAUAUUUCAUGCCUCUUAUUUAUUUUUGAACUGGAGCCAUUUUUGGAUUUUUGUUAACUUUUUUUUUUAACUUAGUGUGUAGGUGCACACACGUGUGUCGCGGUGCAAGCCUGGCGGUCAGAGGACGACGGACGACUUACGGGAGGUGGUUCUCUUCUUCUUCCGAGUGGGUCCUGGGAUUUGAACUGUCUUCAGACUUGGCAGCAGGUGUUUUUACCCGCUGAGCCAUCCUCAGAUACUGGUGCUUCGGCCACCCGAGCUGUGUACUGCAGGCACUGCCACGCGUAGGCUAAAUAAAUUAAUGUUUCUAUU
This is a messenger RNA of Psammomys obesus (fat sand rat), 3853 nucleotides long. RefSeq names its product CD300e molecule (gene Cd300e). The record is from RefSeq and is a predicted model, not a curated record. NCBI's taxonomy places the organism in Eukaryota, Metazoa, Chordata, Mammalia, Rodentia, Muridae. Gene Ontology annotation, cellular component: plasma membrane. Bases 3 to 668 code for a protein of 221 amino acids. The transcript has 4 exons. Gene Ontology annotation, molecular function: transmembrane signaling receptor activity.